Messenger RNA from Rubroshorea leprosula, 1007 nucleotides. The record is from the annotation of a GenBank genome assembly. NCBI's taxonomy places the organism in Eukaryota, Viridiplantae, Streptophyta, Magnoliopsida, Malvales, Dipterocarpaceae.
GUUCCUCCGUUGCGUUUUUAGCUAUAUAUAUAUAUAUAUGUGUAUUUGUGUAUAUAUAUAUCAUGGUUUUAAAACCCGGCCCGGCCCGGUCGGUUGAACCGGUUGAACCGGACCCGGGCUUAAAAACGGGCCGGUUUCAUGCAUUGGCCCGUUUUGCAAGUUGGCCCGCUUUAGCCCGCCAGACUCGCCAGACCCGCUCCAAACUCCCAACCCGUCCCACCCGCCGGGCCAUCCCUCUGCCUCAUCCCUGCUCCAUCUCCCGUGAGUUCAUCGGCAUCUCACCACAACAGUCACCACCUCAUCACCUCCGACAAAGUGGCCUGAUCUCCCUGCUCCACUUCCGUCAAGAUCUCACCAGCAGUCACAGCCUCAUCUAGACAUGGAGAAAUAAAGAAAACUCUCUGCAAAUUGUAAAACCCAGAACAGAAGAAAGGAGUGAGAAACAGAAGGAACCAUGGACGAGCUCCAGAUCUCAGCCACCUCCGUCGACGGCAACACAACUCAGCGUCCAGCCGAUCGUCCUCAUCACUCAUCUCCUCUGCCGAGCAACACAGAAAAACAGAACAAAAUCAACAGAUCAUCCUCAUCUACCUCAUCUCCUCCGUCGAGCACCUCCUCCUCCUCAUCUCCUCCGUCAAUCACGGCAUCUUCAUUUGCCUCAUCUCCUCCGCCGAGCACCUCCUCCUCAUGUCCUCCGUCGAUCAUGGCGUCCUCAUCUGCCUCAUCUCCUCCACCGCUCCUCUUCUUUUCCUGCCUCCACUGAGCAGAAGCAGCAGCAGAAAUCAGAAUCUGCAACAGCUCAUCGAACAUAUCGUCAAAAAUUGAAAAAAGUGUAUUUUUAGGUUCGUGAUUGUUCUGUCACACGAGCACUUGGAUUGAAUCCUCGGUUUUGUGUGAUUUGAGGAAGCAAAGUCAAGGACGGGGAAAAACAAGGGGAGUGACGGGUUAGAAGGUUAGCCAUAUUGUAAAUUUGACAUAGAUUUUAGAUAUAAAUCAUGAUAUUGUAA